This is a messenger RNA of Carica papaya (papaya), 711 nucleotides long. RefSeq names its product putative WRKY transcription factor 51. Gene Ontology annotation, molecular function: sequence-specific DNA binding; DNA-binding transcription factor activity. The record is from RefSeq and is a predicted model, not a curated record. Gene Ontology annotation, biological process: regulation of DNA-templated transcription. Lineage: Eukaryota; Viridiplantae; Streptophyta; Magnoliopsida; Brassicales; Caricaceae.
CAUCAUACGAGUUUGAAUUCUCGGAUUAUCUUCUUCUCGAUGAUGCAAUAGAUCAUCUUCAAGAUCAGAAUUGGUCGUCGCAACAAAAUAUUGAGUCAAUGGAGGUAAUUGAGGGAGCAAGCCCACCUACUUCUUAUAAUCCUACUCCUACAUCCUCAACCAAUAAAAUCAACAUAAGAUGUAAAAGUUAUUUGGAAGGGGUGAAGAAAGAAAAGAUGGAAGUGGGACAAAGGGUUGCAUUCAGGACCAAAUCGGAGAUGGAGGUGAUGGAUGAUGGGUUUAAAUGGAGGAAGUACGGAAAGAAAUCUGUCAAGAACAGCCCAAAUCCCAGGAAUUAUUACAAGUGCUCGAGUAGAGGAUGCCACGUUAAGAAGAGAAUAGAAAGGGAGAGAGAUGAUCCGAGGUACGUGAUCACAACAUAUGAAGGAACUCACAAUCAUGAGAGCCCUUAUGUCGUCUAUUGCAAUAAAAUGCCCCUUAUGCUCCCUACUUUACAAAUCGCUCCUCUCCAUUCUUCUUCUUCUUCUUGAAAUUUUAUAUUUACAACCUCUUUCCUACUAAAAAUAAAUCAAAGUUUACAUUCCUACUAAUACUCUAAUAUUGCACUACCUAUUGUUAUAUAGAUAUUUAUAUACAUGUAUAUAAAAUAUAUAAAUUUCUAAUCUCAAACUUUUUCAAAAAUUUUAUUUUUGAGGAUAUAUUGGUGUAAAU